Monoraphidium neglectum is the source of this 423-nucleotide messenger RNA. RefSeq names its product SEC13-related protein. Lineage: Eukaryota; Viridiplantae; Chlorophyta; Chlorophyceae; Sphaeropleales; Selenastraceae. Gene Ontology annotation, biological process: protein import into nucleus; COPII-coated vesicle budding. Bases 1 to 423 code for a protein of 140 amino acids. Gene Ontology annotation, cellular component: COPII vesicle coat; nuclear pore outer ring. The record is from RefSeq and is a predicted model, not a curated record. The transcript has 3 exons. Gene Ontology annotation, molecular function: protein binding; structural molecule activity.
AUGGCAACUGGCAGGCCACCACGCCUCGUGUCCUCGCAGCCGCCGCAGCCGCCCGUGAAGCGCCUCGUCAGCGCGGGCUGCGACAACACAGCCAAGGUCUGGGGCUGCAGCAGCGGCGGCUGGGCGCAGGAGGCGCUGCUGCAGGGGCACACAGACUGGGUGCGGGACGCGGCGUGGGCGCCGAACCUCGGGCUGCCCAUCAACACAAUCGCCACGGCUGGCCAGGACGGGCAGGUCAUUUCUUGGUCGGAGCGCGCGGACGGCAGCGGCUGGGACAGGGCGGUGGUGCACGACUUCCGGACCCCCGUGUGGCGCGUGUCGUGGUCGGUGACGGGCGGCAUCCUGGCGGCGUCGGACGGCAACAAUGCGGUCAGCCUCUGGAAGGAAUCGCUGGACGGGACCUGGCAGCAGAUCGAGCAGUAG